AUACAGCAUACUUAAUUCCACUCAAACUGAUAAAAGCCUAUGCAUAAAAUAAGAAGUUUUGACUUUUUCCUCUGUUUUUCAUACAGUACUUACAAUCAUAUUUUACAACAAAUUUUUCACUUUGAAAACAAUUCAGAGAUUAUAUAAUCCCACCAUUUGUUUCUUAAAACCCUGAAAAUUCCUUAUCACUGAAUUUAAUAUUUCUAAGUCAUAAAAUGAUGUUAACACCUAAGAUUUAAUUCACCAAAAAGGGAGAUUUUCUGUGUAGUCAGAAGCCGGAAAUACUGUGGUUUGUGCUGUGCUCUUUAAUCAAAAAAGUUGUGAUUAGUAUAACAUUUGUCAUAUCUUUUUCAGGGAUGAAAAUGACUGGAUAUCUCUAGCAUCAACUCUAAAUCAAGAAUUCAGGACAUGCUUAAUUUUUAAGGAGGCUUUUAUCUAGAAGAAUCAGGAUCUUCCACCACUGAUCAGGAAUCCUUUGUAAAAAAUGAAGACUUUUGAUUCAUCUUUGUGGUAGAUGAACAGGCAUAAUUAUAAGAUGGGACUGGUCCGAGAUCGGUGGGCUCCUUCCAGCAUGGAGAUAAGGGAAUUGCAUAAUCGUGAUGUGAUAAACCGUGGUGCUUUUAAGUCGCGGCAGAAGAGAACGCAGACAUUAAUCACAAGCAAAUGUGGAGAAAACCCAUCUCCAUUUUUCCUUGCCCGAUCCAUCGCUAUAGCUAUGGGGAUCCGUUUCAUUGUAAUGGUAAUGAUAUACAGUGGCAUGAUCAUAAAUUUGUUAUUCAACCAAGAGGCUCCAAGUCCUUUGAAAGAAAGUUACUGUGGUCCAUGUCCUAAAAACUGGAUAUGCUAUCGAAAUAGCUGCUACCAGUUUUCUAAUGAGAGCAAGACCUGGCUCCAGAGCCAAGCUUCUUGUAGAUCUCAAAAUUCCAGUCUUCUGAAGAUAUACAGCAGAGAAGACCAGGAUUUCUUCAAAUUGGUGAAGUCAUAUCAUUGGAUGGGAUUAGUACAAAUUCCAACAAACAGAUCCUGGCAGUGGGAAGAUGGUUCCAUCCUCUCACCUAACCAAAUAACAAUGGUUGAAAUGCAGAAUGGAAGCUGUGCAGUCUAUGGCUCAAGUUUUAAAGGUUAUACGGAAAACUGCUUAACUCUGAACACAUACAUCUGCAUGCAGAGGAUUGUCUAAAAGCUUGUAAUUUAUAAACUGGAAAGGAUUUAAAGACACAAAAGCCAUUUUCUGAGUGUUCACCUUGAAAACUUCCAGAAGAAAAUUCCAGCCAUAGUAAUUGAAUUAUUUUUUCAUGUAAAAUAUGUAUUUUUAAAAAAUCCUUGCAGAGAAUAAAGAUGAACAAUUAAAAGAACUUAUCUCCUACAACAAUGUUUUGAUUUUUGAAAACAUUUAAGUGAUGAACAGAUUUAUUCUUAAAUUUAAUAAACUAUGGAUAAUACCU
Messenger RNA from Sus scrofa (pig), 1445 nucleotides. RefSeq names its product killer cell lectin like receptor K1 (gene KLRK1). Lineage: Eukaryota; Metazoa; Chordata; Mammalia; Artiodactyla; Suidae. Gene Ontology annotation, molecular function: signaling receptor activity. The record is from RefSeq and is a predicted model, not a curated record. Gene Ontology annotation, biological process: positive regulation of natural killer cell mediated cytotoxicity. Gene Ontology annotation, cellular component: external side of plasma membrane.